Molecule: messenger RNA, 2823 nt
Organism: Penicillium brevicompactum
Lineage: Eukaryota; Fungi; Ascomycota; Eurotiomycetes; Eurotiales; Aspergillaceae
Product: magnesium transporter CorA family protein
Exons: 5
Biological process (GO): magnesium ion transmembrane transport; intracellular magnesium ion homeostasis
Cellular component (GO): plasma membrane
Molecular function (GO): magnesium ion transmembrane transporter activity; transferase activity
Source: RefSeq, a predicted model, not a curated record
UGCGAAUGCUCCAUACGGGGGACACCUAACCUGAAUCACCGCCCAAUUACCAGAGCCGACAAGAUGGAUCCGCCCAUGACACCGACACCUGGCAGUGCAGCCCGCCGACCGCCUCUCCGUUCCUCACAUUCGCCUAGCCCAACGAAACGUCCGCAGCGCAAGGAUUAUCCACCCUCUGCUGAUAACAGCGCUAGCUACCGCCCAAUGGGCGAUCGGGCCCCAGGUGGCCCGGUAUCCGUCUCCGAGGCUACCAACGAGACCCGCUUCGAACCCCCCGCUGAUAAUGCUGGCAAAACCCCCAAGUCCUCGAAACGCAAGAAGAACCGCAAUCGCAAACGCCGCAACCGCCACCAAUCUUUUGUCCCGCCCGAUCGCGAGGAAUCUCAUGUUAGUCCUGGGCAGAGUGUAGUCGGUGGAGGCGAUUCAUUGGAGGCCGAUCGGCCAACCUCGAGGGACACCCAGUCGUUCUUCAAGUUGGGACAAAAUUUGAGCAAUACGAGUCUGGAGAGCGAAGCGCUCUUAGAUCAUCGUGACCAACAUUCACUCCGCCCCCGCCGUGACAGUCGCCCUGGAUCAUCAUUGCGCCCUGGCUCGCUCAUGAAUACUAUUUUCCGAUCGAACGACGGACAAUCCCGCUCGACCCCGAGAGCGGGACGAAGCCAACAAUACCAGGACGGAGACAGCGAGGAUGAGGCGGCCAAUGACCGCACACCUUUGAUGCGAUUGACUUCAAAUCAAAACUCCAAUCGCUAUGGGACAGACAACCGCCCAGGCUUGCUCUCGGCUCGUGCUCGACAACCUUCCGUUCAGACGGUCUCAUCUGGCUGCUCGCCUAGAGACAAUCGCAGCCCACUCUAUUCCCCUGCCAUCGACCGAGACUACGAUGUCAACAACCCUCCAUCCAUUCCCGGGUCCCCAAAGCUGGGCCCGGAGAUGAACUACGACGAUGCAGUUGUAACCGGAGCUGACUGGGACUUCACGCUAGCACGGUCUUUGGAGAACCGCAGGGACUCGCUUAACCUCCUGAACGAUACCUUGAUUGAUAUUGAUGGAAAUGGAGUACACCCACAUUCUGCGCCAUCAUCCCCAGGAUCGCCCAUGCUUUCUCCACACCAAGAAAUGCGACGGAGGCGAACUGUGGCACUGCCCGCAGAGGAAGAUGUGUGCUUCCCUACCGAGGCAAUCUCGGAAAUUGGAGAUGAGGGGCCAAGACAGACGGGCGCUGAGGUCGGUGAGCGCCGAAGGCGUAGACACCGGCGGUGGCCUGAUCUCUCUGCUUUGGAAGAAUGGAGUCGUGAAGAGAAAGAGGGACGCAAUGGAGAUUUCGGAGCCAAAAAGAUCAGCGAACCAAUGCUCAUCGAAGGUCGAUUGCGCCCUCAGUACAAAACCUGGAAACGCGAGGAGGAUGAGGCACCUUAUAGGUUCACCUAUUUCAACGAGGAGUUCCCCAGCACCAUCCAUGCCCAGACUAUAUCUGAGCUGGUGCAACCGGGCAGUAGCUUCCGGGAUCUAUUCAUCCCAGAGCCUCCAGAGUUGGAAGACUCGUCAGAUGAUUCAGAUGGCGAAGAGGGAUCAUUCAUGGACAACCCAAACAAUCACCCACAUCUUACCAACACGGCAUCUCAUCCAGAUGCACACAACCAAGCCCAAGUCCAGACCCAGGGCCAGGGCCAUCAGACAAAUGUCAAGCCCAACACAACAGUUCCGAAUACCUCGAUCCCUGCCACACGCGACACAGCCGACCUGAUUUCUGGCAACGCUCCCCCGUCCGAGGACCCUCGCGUUUAUCUGUCAUCAGUGAAGGGCGUGCCGACUCCCAUCGUGAGUUGUCGCCCGCACAAUCGAACAGCCACCUUGAUAUGGCUUCUCGACCCAAACCCAAACGACGCGGAGAUGCGAACCAUCGCAAAGGCAUUUGGCAUUCACGCCCUGACGGCAGAAGAUAUUAUGAUGCAAGAAGCCCGGGAGAAAGUGGAGUUGUUCCGAAGCUACUAUUUCGUCAACUACCGCACGUUCGAGCAAGACACCAACAGCGAAGAUUACCUCGAACCGGUGAACAUGUAUGUGGUUGUUUUCCGCGAAGGUGUCAUAUCCUUCCACUUCUCUCAAACCCCUCAUCCAGCCAAUGUGCGUCGUCGCAUUCGCCAACUGAUGGACUAUCUGAUCCUGAGCUCGGAUUGGAUUUCGUAUGCUUUGAUCGACGAUAUUACGGACGUCUUCGGACCGCUGAUCCAAGCGAUCGAAGACGAGGUCGACGAAAUUGAUGAAAUGAUCAUGCAGAUGCACUCGUCAAGCAAGGAGGGCUCGCCAAGUGACAGCGUGCUCCCAUCAUUCGCUCCAGGCGAGAUGCUUCGCCGGGUAGGAGAAUGCCGCAAGAAGGUCAUGGGACUCUACCGACUGCUCAGCAACAAGGCAGACGUCGUCAAGGGCUUUGCCAAGCGAUGCAAUGAGCAGUGGGAGGUUGCACCCAAAUCAGAAAUUGGUCUGUAUCUGGGUGAUAUCCAAGACCACAUUAUGACCAUGACGGGCAACUUGACGCACUAUGAAACGAUCCUCUCCCGCGCGCAUUCCAACUAUCUGGCGCAGAUCAACAUUCUCAUGAACGAGCGGCAGGAGCACACUGCCGACGUCUUGGGUAAGCUGACUGUUCUUGGUACGAUUGUGCUACCCAUGAACAUCAUUUGUGGCAUGUGGGGAAUGAACGUCAAAGUACCUGGUCAAGAUAUUGACAGCCUGAACUGGUUCUGGUGUAUUACCGCCGGAUUGGUUUUAUUUGCAUUGAUCUCGGUAGUGAUUGCCAAGCGGGUCUACAAAAUUGUAUAG